Molecule: messenger RNA, 3953 nt
Organism: Sycon ciliatum
Lineage: Eukaryota; Metazoa; Porifera; Calcarea; Leucosolenida; Sycettidae
Exons: 9
Coding region: 1-3183 (1060 amino acids)
Source: RefSeq, a predicted model, not a curated record
AUGCGAGACCAAUCCGGCGGACACACUCUGAAGCUCACAGACGACCUGGAAAAGGAGCUGAUCAAAGAGGCCAAGCAGCUGCAGGCAGGAGAUACUGCUGUUCUGCCAAGUAUCAGUGAACUCGAAGCAGCAGAGCAGGAGGCAGCCCGGUUGGGCGGUACGACCAUCAUCCAUUUCCUGCACGUGGUAAUACUUGGUGCGGCACGCGUUGGAAAGACCAGCUUGCUGAAGGCGUUGCUUGAGAAGAUGCACAAUGAGAAUGAACUCAGCACACCCGGCAUGCGCACGUCCUACGCAACUACAAACAUCUCUGAUGACUGUCGAUUCAUCGAAUGCCCAGACAUGCCAGAUGCUCUGAGUCGACUCUACGUCAUCACCAUGAUGUGCAAACCAUCAACUUCGAAUCAUCCCCAAGACAAAGAGACAACACAAGAUGACAGAGAGAGAGCCCCAGCAGGAGAGGAUCUUGUGGCUGGGACCCAUGCAGGACCUAUGGAGGACAGCAGUAGCAGCAGCAGCAGUAGCAGCAGCAGCAGCAGUAGCAGCAGCAGCAGUAGCAGCAGCAGUAGCAGCAGCAGCAGAAGCAGCAGCAACGGGCCAGCAAUGCGCGAGGAAAUCCACGAGACCAUCACAGGAUUUCUCAACGCAGACCGGGUAAAGUACAUCUCUGACCGGGCCAACACACCCAACUAUACCGUCAUAACAUUCCGCGACCUUGGAGGGCAGCAAGUCUACCAAUCCGUGCAGCCCCUCUUUAUGGCCAAAAACACAGCCUUCAUUGCCACAUACAACUCUUCUCUGGACCUUCUAGAGACCCUUCCCAAGUUCGAUGAAUUUCAGGUCAGCCGGGAAGAAUGUAUCGAGCGGGCCACUCUACCGGCCAAUGCGACUCGCCUAGACCAGCUGCUCGGCUGGCUCGACAUGCUGCUGCUGAAUGCGAAAGCUGACAGCAGCACAGACCAGAGUGCUGCAGAUGAUGUGUUUGUAGUGGGGUGUCAUAGUGACAGGUGGAACAAAACCGAUUUGCCUGAUCCUUGUAAGCUACUUCAAGAGAAGAUAAAAGGUACCCCGUACCAGAACCUUGUCUGGAACGACACUUCGCACUUCAAAAUCGACAACACCAGAUCCACUGGAAGUGCAGCACAAGCAGAUGAGCUGCAGCGAUUGAGAGAGGCCAUCAUCGACCGCUGCCAGAAGAGCCAACGUAACAUCCCUGUUCCAUGGCUCCGAUUCUGCAUAUCCAUACACACGCUCAAGCAGGAGGUCACUUGGCCUUGGAUUUCCUUCAAGGAGGCAAAGUUCAUAGCGAAGCAAGUCAAGGCUGUUCCACAUGACUGCAGUGACCCGCAAAUACAGCUGCUGCUGAAGUACUGCCACGAAGCAGGCCACCUGGCGUACUUCCCAACUUUCAAGCUGAAAGACACGGUCAUCCUGGAGCCCCAGUUCAUCCUGGACUGUGUCAAUGCCUUUGUCUACAUGAAGCCUGACCGAGACAUCACAGUGCACGAAGCGUGGUGCUAUCGUUCUGGGUUCAUGACGGAGUCCCUGGCACGCAAAGCUCUCAACAAGAUGUUCGAGGGUCAGUCUUACUGCGACCAUGCUAAGGCAUGGCAAGCAGUCAGAGCAAGCAGUGAUGGGUUCAAGCACAUUUUUGAAAUCCUAGAAUGGCUCUCAGUCCUGGUAAUUGUGCAGGAUGAGAGGUCUGCUGAGCACGAGUUUAUUGUACCUGCAGUCGUCCAGGACAUGGGGACGGUCCCGCAGACGCCUUGUUCCUGUGCCUAUGUGUCCUUGAAGCACGCAAACCGAGAUGAGUUGAUGCACUUUCCCGUGUUCCUGUACUGGCAAUGCGUGGUGGAGGUGCUGCUUAAGUCACACAAGCGCUCGUCUGCCACGCUGUCACGGUGCAGCGUUCGCCUUCGCUGGAACAGCGAUUGGCCGUGGUUGCACCUGCACUAUACACGCUACGGCUUACAAGUGUACCUCGAAUGCAAGGGCCGACACGGCGGUAGCGGAAAGUCUACGCUGGAUGAAGUCCGGGCAAUCGUGCUCACAGUGGUACGGAAGUGGGGCCUCCAGGUCGAAGUGAUCAGCACAUUGCCAUGCCCCUGCGGAGAAACAUCGGGCAAGGAGUGUUUACAGCAUGGCUUAUCUACGUGCCGCGCGCCAAGCUGUGCACACGCCUUGGACGCUUCCACCCUAGUGGCUGAAGACUACCCACUGUGUACACGUUCAAAGCAGGAUAUACAGAUGAUCCGUGAGCAGGCCAUGUUCUGGCUGGGCCUUGACCAGGAUGCAUGUGGAAAGCUGUUUGACCCGAGAUCGGCCUCUCUUCCUUCAGAAAAUCCCUCUUCUGGCAAUCCUCAUUUACCAGCAUCAGAAGGAACACUCUGCCCAGUAGCAUCACAGCCAGUAGCCACCUCAGCAGCGGCAGGCUCAGGAGCAGCAUCACAGCCAGCAGCCACCUCAGCAGCGGCAGGCUCAGUGGUAGCGUCACUAAUAGCAUCACCGGCUGUGGCAUUACUAGUAGCAUCACUGUUAGCAGCAGCAGCAGCCUCAGUAGCAUCAGUAGCAUCUCCAAUAGCAGCAGCACUGGUAGCAGCAGCAGCAGUCCUUGCUGCAGUAGCACUUUCAGCAGCAGCAUCACAAGUAGCACCUUCAUCAGCAGCACCUGCAGCAGCAGCAGCAGCAGCGACUACAGCAGAAGCCUGUGCCAGUGUGGACAGUAGAAGCGGUGGUCACGGUGCUCGUGGAAGCGGUCAUCACAGCGCUGGUGGAAGCGAUGGUCACGACGCUGAAUUCAUGUCACUUGGUGCCAUUGGUGGAAAGACACUCAAUCAGAUUGCCGACUGGCAUGCGUUUGUUAGCUCGAUUGAACCGUUCAUCGGUGGAGAGGAGGAAGGCGACGAGAGAGCAAACUGCGGUAAGGCGGCUGUGCAGCUAGUGACUCCAGAAUACACAAACUACUACCCCAACGUGCUGAAGUCGUUUCAUGAAAGGAAUAAAGGUAACAUCCGAGGCCCAGGCAAAGGAGAGAACAACCUCUUCUGUAUCCUGCUGUAUCUGAUGCAACAACGUCCGAGCACAACCGUCCAAGAGCUGUUUAACCUGCUGACUGAUAAUGCCAAGCAUUCCCGGCGCCAUCUUUUCAGGGCAAUCAAGAAUGCGGAGUACUUGAAACAAUAAGCAGGAGAUGAGGCCUUGUCCAGAGAUGGCAGGGGGGGGGGGCAAGCGUCUGCUCUCCGACCCCCAGCCGCUCAGUGCCUCGGCCGGAUCGGAUUAGCAGCCUGGCCGCCCUCCGGGCAGCGUCGUGGAGCCUGAUGUCUUUUGACCGGAGCGUUCGUCCUAGGCAUCAUGGGCGCUGUGUGUUUUCAUUGCCAGUUGGCAUGUGUUGCUGUGAUCAGCUCGUGUCAUUUUCCUUCAUUAUGAAUUUACACAUAGCAGUGAUGUUUCUAAUGUCUUGAAGUACACUAGAAACUCACAUGCUAUUUUACUUUGAAUUGCAGUUAGUAAAUUUUGAAAAUAAUAAACUAUCAAUUUUCAAUCCAUGUCAGACAAUCAGGGAAGUUUUUGAAGCUCCUCUCAUUCCCGCCAUUAAUGUAAUUAGAAUAUUAAAAUUUCAAGACACGCUUGCGUGAGCCUUUACUGAAACUUGACUAACGAUAUUGAGAUCACCAUGUCUCUGUGCGUUGAGCCAAUCCACAUUGAUUUCAUAGAAGCCUAACCUAUAUCUUUGCAGACUUGAUUUUUGUAUCCAUAUUCAAGACUGAAGAUCUCACCAGAACUUAGUAGUAGAAAGCGGUGAAUGCGUUGAAAUAGGCUGGGAAAUUCUCAGUUCUAUGCUAGUAAAUACAAAUGACAUUGCCUUACUCUUUUUGCUGUCAUCGGCUCACUGCUGAUGAGAUAUAACAAGGUGGAAACAGCUGGCUGUCUGAGAUUUGAGUAUGUUUUGUUUG